GGAUAGUCCAUCUGACAGAAGCAGAGCCCAACUUUAUUGCAAGUGGACACUCAAAGCCGAGACUUCUCAGAGUGACGAUAAACCAGUAGAAAGGUUAAAAAAACUUAAGAAAGAACAUCAAUUUCAAAUGGAUUCAGCAGACAGGUGGGAAGAAGAAAUGCAGAAAGUUUCUACAAACACCACAAGCCCCAAAGAGGAAAUCUCUCCUCCAUCCAAACCGCGGAGACUACAAGAGAUGAUCCUGGAAAAUAAACGGCUGAAAUUUGAGAUUAGUGGGUUGAGACAAGAAAACUGUCUUUUGAAAGAAGAAGUGCAGAACCUUCAUAAGGAGGCGGCCCAGGAGGAACUUCUGGAAAUCAAUGACAGAAUGGCCUCUGAGCUGCAGACUUUACAGCAGCAAACUGCAGCUCUCAAAAGGGAUUUUAAGGAACUGAAAACGGCGCCUCAGAAAUUGGAUGAAAUGAGACAAAAUUAUCCCUUAAUGUUGGAAGAAAUCUAUCGUUUAGAAGACCUCAAACGUGAAUUGCAAAAGGAGAUUUCAAUCCUGCAAAACCAAUCAGGAAACGUUAGAAGCGUGACGCCUCUGUACGAAGACCAAACGUGCCGGCUGAAUUUACUGAGAAAGGAAGCAGAGAGCCUUCAACAAACUAAGAAAGCUUUAACCGAUUCACUUCAACAUCUCAAAGAUCUGGAUUCUGAAUGUGACCUGAUCCAAGCAGAAACACAGCAAAUUGAGGAAAGAAAUGCAGAACUCUCCCUGGAAGUUAAACAUCUGCAGGAGGAAAUCCAAGGCUUUGGUGACCUCCAGGACCUCCAGGAGAAACUCUGUGCUGUGAAGGAGGCAUACCGAAAUACAAAGAAAAACAGCUUCUUCUUUAAAGACAAAAAGAAAGAACUCAGGUCUGAGCUCCACCAUUUACAGCAGCAAAAUACAGUUAUUGAGCAGCAGAUUGAAAAACUGGACAAAAACAUGGAAAAAAAUGAGAAAAUCAAGAAAAAUUACGGCAAACUGUUAAAAAAGAAGCUCCUCUAUAAGGAGCAAAAAGAAAGUCUUGAAGGUCAGAUCUCAGAUUUGAGAGUUCAGGAAGAUGAUGCGAAACAGCUUCUCAGUCUGUAUGACCAAGAGACGGCAAAGGCAGAUUUACUGCAAGAGGAAAUGAGGAGACUCCAAGAAAAAAAGGCAGAUUUGAUUUACUCUCUUCAAAGUCUAAGAAAUCUGGAAUGUGACUUCAACAACAUCAAAGCAGAAAAUGAGAGAUCAAAGAAAACCAAUGCAGAUCUCUUCUUGGAAGUUACACAACUGCAGGAGGAAAUUCAAGACUUUGACAACGUGCAGGAGGAACCUUCUACUCCAAAGAACGGACCAAUCAUUCUGCCUUCAGUGUCCAUAAACAAUUCAGAUGAUGAAAUAGUGUCUGAACCCACAGAAAAAACAGUCCCCCCCGAAGAUCUCAGAUCUUGUGCAAAAUCCUCUCAUUCUUCCUUUAUAGUGGAUCAUGAGAACGAUAGCCUUGAUGGAUACAUGGGCACUUCAGACCAAGAAGAAGACUGGAAUCCCAAUGACAGAACUGAAAAUCCCAGAUCUUCUGUAAACUCCCCCCAUUCUUCCUUUAUAGUGGAUCAUGAGAGCAAUAGCCUUGAUGGAUACAUGGGCACUUCAGACCAAGAAGAAGACUGGAAUCCCAAUGACGGAACUGAAGAUCCCAGAUCUUCUGUAAACUCCCCCCAUUCUUCCUUUAUAGUGGACCAUGAGAGCAAUAGCCUUGAUGGAUACAUGGGCACUUCAGACCAAGAAGAAGACUGGAAUCCCAAUGAUGAAACUGAAGGUCCCAGAUCUUCUGGAAACUCCCCCCAUUCUUCCUUUAUAGUGGAUCAUGAGAGCAAUAGCCUUGAUGGAUACAUGGGCACUUCAGACCAAGAAGAAGACUGGAAUCCCAAUGAUGAAACUGAAGAUCCCAGAUCUGUAAACUCCCCCCAUUCCACCUUUCAAGAGGAUCAUGAGAACAAUGGCCUUGAUGAAUACAUGGGCACUUCAGCCCAAGACGAACAUUGGGAACCCAAUGGAAGAAGACUGUCCAAAGAACAGAUUGAGGCUUUUGAAAAUCCAGCUUGUUCUUCCUUUGAGAAGAUAGAUGAGAACGUAGGUUGCUGCGACUUUCAAGAGGCCGUAGACAAUAAAGAGGAGACCGAACCGAGGAAAGAAACAGCAUCCAUGGAAGUUAAGCACGAGGUUCUCGGUUUAAAAGAAGACUUUAAGGUCACUUCAGAUGAUGAAGAUGAGACCAAAGCUGAAAAGGAAGAGGUAGCCAUCAAAGAUACCAACAUUUUUACAUUCCAGGGCCUUUGGGCUCCAAAGAGAGGAUCUUCCCUUCUUGCUCCAAUAUCCAACACGGCCACCAAAAAAACCAAACGAAAGAAGGAAAAAGUAUCCAAGAAAAAGAACAAGACUUCUUAG
This is a messenger RNA of Oryzias latipes (Japanese medaka), 2455 nucleotides long. The record is from RefSeq and is a predicted model, not a curated record. NCBI's taxonomy places the organism in Eukaryota, Metazoa, Chordata, Actinopteri, Beloniformes, Adrianichthyidae.